ACCGACCAAGCGCCGUGGAGGGGAGGGUUCGGCCUUGGUCCAUAGGCAAGCCGGCGCAGAGUGCCACGAUGGAUGGAGCCUCGGAUUGGGUGAGGAGGUUUCGGCCAAUUGUGUUGUGUUGUCUAUUGCCCGUUGCCACUUGUAUGAUAGGCUGAAGGAAUGCUGCGAUAGACCAUGGGAAUGGGAAUGGAGAUGGGGGGUGGAUGUUUAGGCGGCGCUGGGUAAAGAGCUCUCUCUCUCUCUCUCUCUCUCUCUUGUUUACAGUAAUUGCUUUGCUUCGGGGGGGGGCUCAAUAUAUUUAUGUUUAG
Molecule: messenger RNA, 308 nt
Organism: Tuber melanosporum (Perigord truffle)
Lineage: Eukaryota; Fungi; Ascomycota; Pezizomycetes; Pezizales; Tuberaceae
Exons: 1
Coding region: 204-308 (34 amino acids)
Source: RefSeq, a predicted model, not a curated record